AUGGCCGUGGCCGUGAAGAGGAAACGAAGUGCUAAUUGGACAAAAGAUGAAGAACAACAAUUGGCAACAAGUCUAGUACAACAUCAAGGAGUAUUAAGUGCUUCCCACUCCACUACUAUCACUAAUCAUUUGAAAACUGACAUAUGGAAAACUAUUACAGCGGAAAUUAACAAUGUCGGGGGGCACGGACGUACUAUCGAAGAAGUCAAAAUAAAGAGCAAAAACUUGAAGAUGUCAGCUAAAACUAAAGCAAUGAGCAAUAAACAAUCGGCUGGAAAAACUGGUGGUGGGGAUUCGGAAGAGCAGCUGUCAUCGGCGGAGGACACAAUACUGGCUAUUGUCCGAAGCGUGGAUAUGAUUGGAGUUCCUGGAGGCAUCGAUGUUUUCGAUGAUUUGGGAACUAAUUCAUCCGACGGUUUAAAGAAAGUACCAGUAACAAAGGAACCAAGAGAAGAUCUACUUGGAAAUUGUUCCAGUAUGAAUGUGUAUGUACCCAUUGCAAGUACAUCUCAGACAUUGCAUACAGCUGAGCCCAAUUUGAAUCGGUCGUCAAGUUCAGCUGCAAAGUCAACGGAUGGAGUGAGGAAGAGGUCCAUCUUUCGAGAAACUCCAACAGAGAGACUAAUGCGCGAACAAGUAGAGACAACAAAAGAGCAGCUAUCAGUUUUCAAAGAAAUUAGAGACUUAAUGAAAGAGGAAUAUAAUUGAGAGGGCUAAACUAUCGUUAAAGCAACCCUAUGGCGAGCAGGAUUAAGUUUUGUAUGAUUGCAAGUGUCUUACUAUUUGUAGCAUUAUGAUGACUUUGCCUUUUGUAUGAUAACUCUGCCUUUUGUAUGAUAACCCUGCCUAUUGUAUGAUAACUCUGCUAUUUGUAUGAUGACUCUGCCUUUUGUAUGAUAACUCUGCUAUUUGUAUGAUAACUCUUCUAUUUG
Molecule: messenger RNA, 932 nt
Organism: Folsomia candida
Lineage: Eukaryota; Metazoa; Arthropoda; Collembola; Entomobryomorpha; Isotomidae
Exons: 4
Coding region: 1-708 (235 amino acids)
Cellular component (GO): nucleus
Source: RefSeq, a predicted model, not a curated record